Salvelinus fontinalis (brook trout) is the source of this 3053-nucleotide messenger RNA. It is a transcript of the gene aldocb, whose product is annotated as aldolase C, fructose-bisphosphate, b. Gene Ontology annotation, biological process: fructose 1,6-bisphosphate metabolic process; glycolytic process. The coding region runs from base 143 to 1234 and encodes 363 amino acids. NCBI's taxonomy places the organism in Eukaryota, Metazoa, Chordata, Actinopteri, Salmoniformes, Salmonidae. Gene Ontology annotation, cellular component: cytosol. The record is from RefSeq and is a predicted model, not a curated record. The transcript is spliced from 9 exons. Gene Ontology annotation, molecular function: fructose-bisphosphate aldolase activity.
AGUUUUGUAACAGGGUCACGUUGCGCUGCGGCACUGAACGAACAGACCUCCAAGCAGCAGCAAUCCACCGUCUACUCUCCUCUACACGGAAGACAACACCUGCCCAUAACGUAUUUAACUAGAUAACUACAAUAUUAUCAGGAUGCCUCACCAGUACCCAGCCCUGACCACAGAACAGAAGAAGGAGCUGCAGGAGAUAGCAGAGAGGAUCACGGCUCCAGGGAAAGGAAUCCUGGCUGCAGAUGAGUCCACCGGCAGCAUGGGUAAGCGUCUCAACCCCAUCGGGGUAGAGAACACAGAGGAGAACCGUCGUCUGUAUCGCCAGCUGCUGUUCACGGCCGAUGAGAGAAUGGAUGCUUGUAUUGGGGGCGUGAUCUUCUUCCACGAGUCUCUCUACCAGAACACUGAUGACGGGACCAACUUUUCCCAGCUCAUCAAGGACAGGGGGAUUGUAGUGGGCAUCAAGGUGGAUAAAGGUGUUGUCCCCCUUGCCGGAACCGAUGGAGAGACCACAACCCAGGGUCUGGACGGCCUGGCAGAGCGUUGUGCUCAGUAUAAGAAGGAUGGAGCAGACUUCGCUAAGUGGCGUAGCGUCCUGAAGAUCAGCGACAACACCCCCUCAGAACUCGCCAUCAUGGAGAACGCCAACGUACUGGCACGCUACGCCAGCAUCUGUCAACAGAACGGCAUCGUUCCCAUCGUGGAGCCUGAGAUCCUUCCUGACGGAGACCACGACCUGAAACGGUGUCAGUACAUCACUGAGAAGGUUCUGUCUGCGGUGUACAAGGCCCUAUCAGACCACCACGUCUAUCUGGAGGGGACCCUGCUGAAGCCCAACAUGGUUACUCCCGGACACUCCUGCCCCCAAAAAUACACUAAUGAGGAGAUCGCCAUGGCUACGGUCACUGCCCUCCGCCGCACCGUACCCCCUGCCGUCACAGGUGUGACGUUCCUGUCAGGGGGCCAGUCAGAGGAGGAGGCCAGUAUUAACCUGAAUGCUAUCAACACCUGUCCUCUGGGUAAACCCUGGGCCUUGACCUUCUCUUAUGGUCGUGCCCUGCAGGCCUCAGCCCUCAACGCCUGGAGAGGAGAGAGAGACAACGAGAAGGCUGCUGCAGAAGAGUUCCUUAAACGGGCUGAGGUGAAUGGUCUGGCUGCUCAGGGAAAGUAUGAGUCAACAGGAGACAGCGGAGCGGCGGGACAGUCUCUCUACGUGGCCAAUCACGCGUACUGAACACCCCAGGCCACGCCAACAUCACAACCCACCGCUGCAGCCCCUCCCCUCACCCACCCACCAACCACAGACCUGCGUUGUCUACCGUAUUUUUUAGAAACACCACCGUUGUCAUGGCAACAUAACGAUGUGGUUAAUAUGAGUAUUAAUUAGUAUGGGGAGUUGAUGCUGAAGGGAGAGAGGGCGGUAUCAUGAAGAAGCUUUAUUAAGUCCCAAAUUGAAUCCUAUUCCCUAUACAGACCUGGUCUAAAGUAGUGCACUAUAUAGGGAAUAGGGUUCCAUAGGGCUCUGGUCUAAAGUAGUGCACUAUAUAGGGAAUAGGGCUCUGGUCUAAAGUAGUGCACUAUGUAGGGAAUAGGGUGCCAUAGGGCUCUGGUCUAAAGUAGUGCACUAUAUAGGGAAUAGGGUUCCAUAGGGCUCUGGUCAAUAGUAGUGACCAACCAGAGAGAAGAUAACAUCAGAUAGGGACCAAUCAGAUACUAGAUUACAUCAGACAGACACCAGGGUGUGAAGUGUUGAGUUCCAGUUAGGAAUGAGUAAGAAGAGAGGGAUGAGAGAGAGGGGGAGAGAGAGGAGAGAGAUAGUGAGAGGAGGGAGAGCGAAAGAGGAGAGAGAGAGGAGGGAGAAUGAGAGGAGGGAGAGAGAGGAGAGAGAUAGUGAGAGGAGAGAGAGAGGAGAGAGAGAGAGGACGGAGAGCGAAAGAGGAGAGAGAGAGGAGGUAGAGAGAGAGAGGAGGUAGAGAGAGAGAUGAGAGAGAGGACGGAGAGAGAGUACCAAUGUCAGCUAGAGACUGAACACAAAGGGUGGAAGGACAGACAAACAGUUAACCACUGACCACCAAGUCUCAUCCUCUAACCUCUGACCACCAAGUCUCAUCCUCUAACCUCUGUCUGUUUCUCACACACCUAACUAUCUAGCUGUCAAUCAGUCAAUAAACUACUGAUAAUAACUGUAUUACUUGCCAUCUAAAACAGUCGCUGGGAUUGGCCAGUGUGUUUUAACAGUUUGUGGGAACGGGCCAGUGUGUUUUAACAGUUUGUGGGAACGGCCAGUGUGUUUUAACAGUUUGUGGGAACGGCCCAGUGUGUUUUAACAGUUUGUGGGAACGGGCCAGUGUGUUUUAACAGUUUGUGGGAACGGCCCAGUGUGUUUUAACAGUUUGUGGGAACGGCCAGUGUGUUUUAACAGUUUGUGGGAACGGCCAGUGUGUUUUAACAGUUUGUGGGAACGGCCAGUGUGUUUUAACAGUUUGUGGGAACGGCCAGUGUGUUUUAACAGUUUGUGGGAACGGCCAGUGUGUUUUAACAGUUUGUGGGAACGGCCAGUGUGUUUUAACAGUUUGUGGGAACGGCCCAGUGUGUUUUAACAGUUUGUGGGAACGGCCAGUGUGUUUUAACAGUUUGUGGGAACGGCCCAGUGUGUUUUAACAGUUUGUGGGAACGGCCAGUGUGUUGUCUGGGAAUACUGCACUCCUCUGAUUAUAAUACUAGCUUUAAAGUACACAAUCAAUGUGUUAUUAUGUGUUGUGUUGUGAGAGCGACCGUGUAGUUAUUAUGUGAUGCUUCUGUGUCUUACUCGCCCCCCUCUCCCCCACCGGUGGAACAGUCCGGAGGUGAGGGUGAAUCCUAUUGGCUGGUCUGGGUGGAGUGUGGGGUUUGUAGGGGGGACCAGUCAGUCACUACUGCGUUGGAAUACUGUGACGUUUGUUGAUGUUCCUUUGUUUGUUUGUUUGUUGUUCUCUAAAACGCUUGUUGUGAUGAAUAGUGGGGGAAAAACUAACAGAAAAUCUACAAUAAAUAUUACAAAAUAGUUAGAAACA